Molecule: messenger RNA, 2914 nt
Organism: Lytechinus pictus (painted urchin)
Lineage: Eukaryota; Metazoa; Echinodermata; Echinoidea; Temnopleuroida; Toxopneustidae
Product: caveolin-1-like
Exons: 4
Coding region: 206-766 (186 amino acids)
Biological process (GO): caveola assembly
Cellular component (GO): caveola; plasma membrane
Molecular function (GO): molecular adaptor activity
Source: RefSeq, a predicted model, not a curated record
AUAUUCAUAAUUAUCAUAAAGGAUUAGGCCUAUUAUCCAAUAAUGCAUGGCCUCAAUUUAAAAGACAGGUUACGGAUUGUAGCUGUAUUAGGGUGGUGAUAUCAAUUCUGCCGACUCCUGGAUCUGGGGGAUCUUGAUUUUGGAAACUCACCCGUUAUACACUGUCAGAACCCACUGGAGUAAAGAGUGAUAAAACAUCGAAGCGAUGGACCAGCCCAUCAAUCCGUACAUAGGCCCCCAAGGCACCAACCCACCGGUACCUCAAUAUGGUUCCACUGUUGAUAAUAAUUCGGAUCUCACUCCAAGAAGUGCAAGCUCUGUUCAUGUCAUCACAGACGACGACAACAAGGAGAAUGAGGAUAUAUACAAGUUUACCCCUCAUGUUCCGGUAGCAUACGAUGAGACUUUCAAGGAAUCUGGUUCUGUUAUGGGAUUUCCUUUCAUGAAAGAAGUAAACGAAUCGAUUUUCAAAUACACUCACUUCGCCCUGUACGCCACUCUGACCCUCAUCCUCGGGCCCAUCUUCUCCUUCGUCUGGGCAAUCGCCUUCGCCCUCUUUCACGUCGUCAUCAUCUGGCUGAUCCAACCCGUCAUCAAGUUUGUCUACUUGUUGCUCAGGAUCUCCAGUCUCCUCUUCGCUCCAAGCAUUCGACUAUUCCUUGACCCGAUCUGGAUUUCGACCUCCUUGGUCUUCUCCAACAUCCGGGCAUUGUGUCGGCUGAACAAUUCGGAUAUAACCUUAAACAUGAAAACCAGCCAAGUUUAGCGCCCAUUUUUCAAGGCUUUGGUGAAGGACCAUGAUUAUGCGCCAGAAUCGUCCAGUUCCAAUAUUACAACAGUGUAUCGUGGUCAUUGUUUAGCUUUUUUAAUAUGAAUCUUUAGAAUGUAAAUAUAGCAUCUAUGUAGCACCAUUUCUCGGUAGUGAUUUAUUUUCAUUCAAAAUAUUCUUUUCAACACUUACUUCACAAAUAUAGAAAUUGGAUAUAUUAGGAGCUAUAGCAAGAUAUUGUAUCCUGCAAUUUUCAGCCAGUUCCGUGCUUGAGAAGGAAUUUUAUGUAGGCAAUACAAAAUUACACAGAUAUUUUAGUUUGAUGGGGUGCCCGGUCAAAAUAUAUUUGGAUGUAAAGUCGGUAGAUUUAGCCAAUAAAGCACAUUUUUAUUUUGUGUCCUAUUAUUGUAACCGUUUUAGGGCACUGUCAUAUUGAUAUGAAUUUGAAUAGAGACAUCGAUUUUUGUGGGGGGGGGGGGAUUUAUCAAAACUAAAGGAUAGGCCUUUAUAGUAGCGUAACUCAUAUUUGAGGGGGCCAGACAUGGCUUAUUGGGCAAAAUGUCUUUAAAAGCUACACAAUUUUGACAAGUUUGCCUCGCCUGCAGCGGAUAGAGCGAGACUAACGGCGCCGCUUUUCCAACGGCGGUUGCGGUGUUGUCAACAUUGAAAUCGUAACCAAGGUUAAGUUUUUUAAAUGCCAUCAUAACUAAAAAUGUAUAAAGAUCUAGUUCAUAAAAAUUGGACAUAAGGAUAAUGAAAUAUCACUGAUCAUCUUGCAUUAGUUUCAGUUCACAUGACCACGGUCAAAGGUCAUUUAGGGUCAAUGAACUUUGGCUAUGUUUUGGUUGUCAACAUUGGAAUCUUAACCAAAAUUAAGUUUCUGAGAUAUUAUCAUCAGGAAGUGUAUGGAUCGAGUUCAUGAAACUUGGAAAUAUAAAGAUAAUCCAGUAUCACUGUUCAUAUUGCAUUAGUAUUAGGUCACAUGAUUAAGGUCAAAGGACAUUUAGGGUCGAUGAACUUAGUAUUUAUCACAUUUAGGGUCAAUGAACUUUGACCAUGAUCGGAGAUUUUCAAAUGUCUAUAUUUUCAAAGUGCAUGGAUCUAUGGCAUGAAACUUGGACACAAGGUUAGUCAAGUAUCACUCAUUCUUUUUCAAGAGUUUCAGGUCACAUGUUUAAGGUCAAAGGACAUUUAGGGUCGAUGAACUUAGUAUUUAUCACACUAUGAAUGGUGUUUUUGUGAAUCUUUUUUUCAUCCUAGUUGUUUCCAUAUUUAACACUGCUGGUUAAUUAAAUCGCGUAAUGCAGGAGAGACUGCCAGAGGCGUUCCAUUUAUUAAUUUUAUUCUACUUUAUUUAUUUUUAUUAUUAUUAUUUUUUUUUUUUUUUGGGGGGGUAGAUUAUGACAUGAUAUUCAGAGAAUAUUAUAAUAUGUCACUCUUUUCUUUUCCUUUCCUUCAUUCUCUCCUUUAUUGUUCUCAGUCGUUUAGAUCCGGGGGGGGGGGGGUCUAUAUGUCCCCAAGCCCCCCUUCUGUACGCUAGUGGGACUUGACAAGGCUUCCAUCAUUACCUGGGACGUGAAUUUUAUCCCUUCAACAUGUUUAAUUCGUUGUAAAUUAAUGCAGUUUCCUAAAAACAGAUAUUGACAUAAAAAAAUUGGGCGAAACGAGCGAACUAUAAACCGAUAAGUUUUAAAUCAGCGAUUAAUGAUGUAAUAAUCAUGACUGUAAGAAGGACUUAUCGACCAGACAUUAGAAUAAAUGGGAUAAAAAUGUUAUUGCUAAUGUACAAUGCAACAGACCUAAUUAAAAAAUGCCUAAAUUUAGACAUUUUGUGUGUGUGUGGAAUGCGGGGGGGGGGGGUGGGGCUUCAGCCAACCACCCCUAAACAUUACACCCAUGAAGUUCGGUAACACGACAUUUGGUAGGCCCCUAUUACCUAUUUGAUAUCCAUAAUUAUAAUAUAUGUAUAUAUAGAGAUUAUAACUGUUAAGCAAUCUAUAAUUUCCAUGACAAAAUGUUCAUCUAUUUGAAUCACAUUAAUCAUACGGCCUAUACAAGAUAUAUGCUGUAGUGUAUAACAUAAUGUAUAAAUUUCUUUUACGUGUUUUUUAUUUUAAAAUAUACAAAUAUGAUUGGAAACAUUUU